AUGCCGCCUCAGCAGGAGCAGCCGCGCGGGGUGAAGAGAAAGCCGCCCACAUUCCAGCAUCUUCCUCUCGAUCGCGCUAAGAAGCUCAAGCAGUCGUGGGUGGAGACGCAGAAGAUCAAGAGCAAAUGGAAAGCACAAAAGCGUAAAGAAGGGCUCGUCGCCCCUCGGGCGCAGUUGGAACACAUGCUGGAUACGCCGGCAGACAAGGCUGGACAGUCGGAUGAAGAAAAGGACGAUGAGGCGCUGUCCCAGACUUCUAGCGCGGAUCGCGCGAAAAAGCCGGAAGAGAAGCUUACCCUUCGGGAACUUCAGGAUAAAGCGUACUCUAAAGAGUCACUGCAUCGUCACAAAUCACACCCGCUGAAAGGCCACAAGGCACCCGCCAGCUCGAGAGGACGAGGCGGCAGGGGCGGCAGCAGCCGUGGUGCGCCGAGAGGACGAGGUGGAGGUCAGCCGGAUAUGGGCCUGCGCAUGAAGGCGAUGCUCGAGAAGAUCAAACAGGACCUUACUUGA
This is a messenger RNA of Trametes versicolor FP-101664 SS1, 513 nucleotides long. RefSeq lists its product as uncharacterized. The coding region runs from base 1 to 513 and encodes 170 amino acids. Lineage: Eukaryota; Fungi; Basidiomycota; Agaricomycetes; Polyporales; Polyporaceae. The transcript has 3 exons. The record is from RefSeq and is a predicted model, not a curated record.